Molecule: messenger RNA, 1449 nt
Organism: Volvox carteri f. nagariensis
Lineage: Eukaryota; Viridiplantae; Chlorophyta; Chlorophyceae; Chlamydomonadales; Volvocaceae
Exons: 13
Coding region: 1-1449 (482 amino acids)
Source: RefSeq, a predicted model, not a curated record
AUGGCCAUGUUUGCUUUGCCCAGCAGGCAAAGUUUCAGCGUUUGUGGAUCUGGCCAACGGCUUCGUCCGCUAAGCCGAGGCUGCCGCUUCUGCGCCCGUGCUGGAGCCGUGAUCGACAAGCAAGGACAAGCUUUCACCCGACAUGUCGUGGUGCAGGUGCUGAAGUGGCUGAGUGACCACGCAGCAGCGUGUGGCGCCAACGACACGCCCUGGGAGCAGCAGACCAACGUGGGUGACUCGGGGGCCCCCACAGCUGCGGCGGCAGCAGCUUCAGCCGCUCAGAGGCAGUUGCUGUGGGAGGUGCUGCGGCUGCUGGUGAAGCACUCGGAGGCCGGAAAAACGAAGCAGGCCAGAGGGUGGCUUAUGGGGCAGAGCAAAGAGGACCAGUCCGUGGAAUCUGACUUGCUGAAGCUGCUGCUGGAGCGGCGAAAUGCCCCUGACGCGCACAGCCUGCGACGCAUGGCUGAGGAAGCCAAGUUGGCCGACAACCCCAUCGUCAAGAACGCCGAGCGGUUGGUUCGUCGAGUGCUCGAGCUCCCUAACCGCCCUGCCGUAGUCCUCGUACACUCGCCCGUGUGCGGCAUGGCCAACUACCCGAUUGGGCAUCCCAAGAACCCCGAACGGACGCCGUACAGUGACUACUGGCUUGUUCUUUGGCGAGGAGUUCACCAACUUCAUGAAUGCGUUAAACUCUUAUGCAACGCCACCAAGGUUCCAGUGUUGCUUGGAGUCAACGCCAACGAGGGAGCUUUGGAGGUUCUUGGUCAAACCCGCGGCUUGGACCCCAUUGACGUGGAGGGCUUUUUCACCGUUGUGAACAGCCUGAUCCCCAUUUCGCCAUCCUUCAACGAACGGCUGUACCAGCAGUACAACACGGACGAGUACUAUGGUGGCAGUUGGCUUCUUUCAGCUAUCAAUGUGAUUACAGAUGGCGGCUACCACUGCCCCUCCCGCCGCGUUGUCAAGCUCCUGUCCGCCCAGGGACUCACCGUGCGGUACCACAUCCUGCAAACCUCGAAACCCAAGACAGGGUGUCCGCUGUUCGUGACUACUGGCUUGUUCUUUGGCGAGGAGUUCACCAACUUCAUGGAUGCGUUCCACUCUUAUGACAUUCCCUUCACCUUCCUAGCGCCGUACCGUUAUCCGUUCAACCAGUGUCCCUUCACACCUAACGAGACGCAGCUUGCGUCGUACUUGUCGGGUAUCAUCAACGCCGUGGCCGCCUCUGGUUCUCCCCUGCCGCCGCGCACCAGCUCCCUCACCUCCCGCCUGCUCAAGAACACCCCAAGCUGGAAGCCCUGGACCGCCACCUCGAACCCCGUCAUGAACAUAGACACGGCUGGACCGCGGGUGUUUGAGGCGGCUGACCUGCUGCUGGAUGCCAAGUGUCAAUUCUGGGACGACCUCCUGAACGCGGACAUAACCGCGAGCACUGCCUUCCACAGCUGA